UCUCACUCUCCCUCUCUCCCCAUCGCACACCACACCCACCAUGGCCGGCCCCGGCCCCUCAAACGCCUACUAUCGACGGUUUGCCCAGGGCGCCUCUGGGCCGAUCCACGCGCCGACGGGCAGCGCGGCUCCUCUGCUCGACACCCCACAGAGCAGCGAAGAGUUUGCGGACGAGGCAGCGCAGGAGAGCCUGUACGCGGUCCUCAACGUGCCCACGACGGCGUCCAACGCCGAGAUCAAGGAGGCGUACCGCUCCCUCGCGGCCGUCUACCACCCGGACAAGCAGACGGACGACGUGCGCCGCUCGGCCGCGCACGCGCGCUUCACGGCCAUCCAGCGCGCGCACGAGGUGCUCCUCGACCCCCGCCGAAGGACCGUGUACGACCUGCUCGGGGAGGAGGGGCUGCGGACGUCGUGGGAUGUCGGGCCGAAGAACCUCAGCCCGCGCGCGAUGCGCGCGCACUAUGCGCGGCAGGCAAACGACAAGUGGCGCGCCGACGCCGACGCGCUCGUGCACAGCAAGGGCAACAUGAGCAUCACGCUCGACGCGCGCGCCGUCUUCCUCCCCGAGUCGGCGUUCGCGGGCCUCGAGGGCGCCGAGAACAUCAAGCACGACGCCGUGUCCCGCCUCCAGCGCGUCAUGCCGGGCCAGGUCACCAUGACGCACAGCUUCGAGACGCCCAUCAACGACCGCACCCAGCUCGUGAUGGAGGGGACCAUGGCCGCGCGCGGCGGCGCAGGCGGCGCGAAUCUCAGCGGCACCCUCCGGCACCAGUUCUCCCCGCGUCUCUGGGCACAGUACACCCAGACGCUGAUGAACCCGCGGAUAUCGACCCUCAAGGGGACGUACACGAUCGACGAGAAUACGUAUGUCACUGGUACGGCGAUUUCGCAGACGUUCCUCGCGCCACCGCGCAUCUCGGCGACCGUCGGCAGGAGGAUAUACGCCGAGACGACGGGGUUCAUCACCUACAACACUGGCUUCUUCUCCCUCGGCCCGUGGGGCGCCGCGAUGCCCGACGAGAUGCGGUACGCCGACCAGUCGGCGCUCUCGAUCGGGGCGACGAACGCGACCAUGUCAGGCUCGGGGUGGACGGUCGAGGCGCAGACGGGCCUGGCGGCCAACCACGCCUCGGCCGACUGGAGCACGCACGCGCUCGGGCUCAAGCUCAAGGCUGGUGUCGGGGUCGAGCUGCGCGGCGGGCACGUGUUCGCCGACGCGACGGCGCACGUCACGGAGCACACUUAUGCCGGCGCCACCUUCCAGCUGUACUUGAGCGGCGGGUUCCAGGUCAAGCUGCACAUCUCGCGCGUGGGCCAGAAGCUCGCGCUGCCCAUCCUGCUGUCGGGCGAGUACAACCCCUACGUCGUGCUGUUCAGCACCGUGAUUCCGGCCGCGGCGUAUGCGGCAUGGCACCACUACUAUCUCUUGCCGCGGAAGCACCAGCGCAUUUCCAAGCGUAUCGAGGAGCUGCGGGAAGAACACGCCGACUACAUUGCGCAGAAGAAGGCCGAGGCAGAGGAUGCUUUGCUGCUCAUGGAGCGCAGCGUCGCGGCCAAGGUGCAGGCCGAGCGCGCGCGCGACGGCCUGGUUAUCCUUACUGCGCAGUAUGGCCGCGCCGAGGACUUUACCGCGCGCGAUAUCCGGGAUAACGGCGCCAUCAUCGACGUCACCGUGCCCGUCCAGGCGCUCGUGCAGAACUCGCGCGUGUUCAUCCCCGGCGCGCGCAACAAGUUCAACCUGCUGGGAUUCUACGACCCGUGUAUCGGCGAGAACAAGAAGCUGCGCGUGCGAUACCUCUUCCGAGGACAAAUCCACGAGGUGACCGUCGACGACGUGCAGUCGUUCCGUGCACCUGUCAAAUCCCAUGCCCUCGAAGAAUAGAAAAUCACCACUCAUAUCAAUGCUCAUACUGCAAUGCA
Messenger RNA from Vanrija pseudolonga, 1923 nucleotides. RefSeq names its product DnaJ subfamily C member 11 (gene Dnajc11). Gene Ontology annotation, biological process: cristae formation. The transcript is spliced from 5 exons. Lineage: Eukaryota; Fungi; Basidiomycota; Tremellomycetes; Trichosporonales; Trichosporonaceae. The record is from RefSeq and is a predicted model, not a curated record. The coding region runs from base 41 to 1885 and encodes 614 amino acids.